CCUGACUCCCGACUGCGCUUGUCCCGUCCGGCUUACCGUCUUCGCCGCCAUGGCGGCCGCCGCGCUGCCCGCGUGCCUCGCCCUGCAGCCGGGGGCCAGGACCCUGCGUGCCUUCUGUACCUCCGUGUCUCUGGCCACCCGCUCUGCGAUAGCAAGGCCGCGUACAGCAGACAGAACAUCCAGAUAUGAAAGACCACUGAGAAGAAAGGCACUUCCUCCUAGGACAGAGAAAAUGUCUGUUGACCAAGAUUGGCCUAGUGUCUAUCCUGUUGCAGCACCAUUUAAACCCUCUGCUGUACCUCUUCCCAUUCGAAUGGGUUAUCCAGUAAAAAGGGGGGUGCCCAUGGCAAAGGAGGGAAAUCUAGAACUUUUAAAGAUACCCAAUUUUCUGCAUUUGACUCCGGUAGCGAUUAAAAAGCACUGUGAAGCUCUUAAAGAUUUCUGCACUGAGUGGCCAGCUGCACUGGACAGUGAUGAGAAAUGCGAGAGGCAUUUUCCCAUUGAAAUUGACACAACCGAUUAUGUUUCAGCUGGACCAUCUAUUCGAAACCCCAAAGCACGAGUAGUAACCUUAAGGGUUAAACUUUCCAGUUUGAAUUUAGAUGAUCAUGCAAAGAAGAAACUUAUUAAACUUGUGGGAGAGCGAUACUGCAAGACUACAGAUGUACUUACUAUCAGAACAGACAGAUGCCCUUUAAAGAGACAGAAUUAUGAUUAUGCAAUGUAUCUGCUAACAGUUUUAUACCAUGAGUCUUGGAAAACCGAAGAAUGGGAGAAAGAUAAGACUGAAGCAGACAUGGAAGAGUAUGUAUGGAACAAUAGCUCCUCUGAAAAAAAUAUCCUGGAAACACUUCUCCAAAUGAAAGCUGCUGAGAAAAAUCUGGAAGUAAAUAAAGAAGAGCUCCUUGCUACAAAAGAAGUUGAAGAAUACAAAAAGUCUGUUGUUAGUCUUAAGAACGAGGGGGACAAUGAAAAUACCCUUUCUCAGUACAAAGAAUCAGUGAAGAAACUAUUAAAUCUAAUGUGAUUUAUUUAGAAAAAUCUCCUUGAUUUGUUAAUUUUAUGAUAUAUCUGUAAUCAUUAUCUCAUUUUAUAUAAAUUUGCUAAAAAAAAACCAUUG
Molecule: messenger RNA, 1120 nt
Organism: Zalophus californianus (California sea lion)
Lineage: Eukaryota; Metazoa; Chordata; Mammalia; Carnivora; Otariidae
Gene: MRPS35
Product: mitochondrial ribosomal protein S35
Exons: 8
Coding region: 50-1027 (325 amino acids)
Biological process (GO): mitochondrial translation
Cellular component (GO): mitochondrial small ribosomal subunit
Molecular function (GO): structural constituent of ribosome
Source: RefSeq, a predicted model, not a curated record